Molecule: messenger RNA, 1548 nt
Organism: Diabrotica balteata
Lineage: Eukaryota; Metazoa; Arthropoda; Insecta; Coleoptera; Chrysomelidae
Source: the annotation of a GenBank genome assembly
UCUAAUGUAUCCUAAAACAAAUUAAACUGUUAAAUUAUGUGACGUGAAUUAUCAAUUUAUUUGUAAAAAAGUGACGUGACUUCAAUUUGUAUCAGUUAAGGUCAUGCAUUGCAUAAUUUGAUACAAAAAUAAAUGUUAGUGAUAACUGUUGGUGAAGCAACAUGUUAUCACACCCUCAUUUAAGACUAACGAAGGCCAACAAAAUACUAGUUAGUAUAGGACUCUCGUGAACAACUAUGGCGCGUCAAUCGGUUACUUCUUCGGAUGUUUCGCUUUCAGUGGAACCUUUCGACAUUCUCAAAGAUACAGAGAAAGGUUUUAACGAAAUAAAGUGCUUUACUUGGAAAAAUACGGCCGGGACCGAGAUUAAGGUUAUUAAUUUUGGAGCUUGUAUUACUUCUAUUUGUGUGCCAGACAAAUACAAAAAGUCCAGGGAUAUAGCGGUAGGAUUUGACACUUUGGAUGGGUAUGUAAAACCCAACAAUCCCUACUUCGGUGCUACGAUUGGAAGGUUUGCUAACAGGAUUGGGAAAGGAAAAAUGAAAAUUGAAAACCAAGAGUACCAAUUAGCUACGAAUAAUGGAGACAACCAUUUACACGGAGGGAUCAAAGGAUUCGAUAAGGUCGUCUGGGACUACUCCAUUACUGGAAACCAACUCACUUUAAGUUAUCUUUCGCCAGAUCUAGAAGAAGGCUAUCCUGGUUCUUUAGUGGUAAACGUAACGUUCGAGCUUACCGUCAGUAACAUGUUUAUUAUAAACUACAAGGCGAUGACUACAAAACCGACUGUUGUAAACCUAACAAACCAUUCGUACUUUAACUUAGCAGGUAAUGAUGCUGGGGCUAAGGAGCUGUACGAGCAUGUUGUUAAAAUUAAUGCUGACCAUAUUACGCCCGUUGAUGAUUCUCUUAUACCUACAGGUCAGUUUGAAAAAGUCGAGGGUACGGCAUUCGAUUUUAGACACCCCGUUCGUCUGGGUGACGUAAUCAACCAGGUUCCCAACUCACCCGGCUUCGAUCACAAUUUCUGUGUCAAUCAGGAAAGUGCUCGGAAAGACGCAGAUAAUUUAGUCGCAAGCGUCCUUCAUCCAGCUACUGGUAGAACUAUAGAGGUGUAUAGUGAUCAGCCCGGAGUGCAGUUUUAUACCGGAAACUUUUUGCCCGAAAACAACAGCCUUCCUGGGAAGGAUGGUGGGUUUAUCAAAAAACACGGAGCGUUUUGUUUGGAGACUCAAAUUUAUCCUGAUUCUGUUAAUCAAGAAAACUUUCCGAGUCCUCUGCUAUAUCCUGGAGAAGUAUAUGAAACCACAACUAAAUUUAGGUUUUCUACAAAAAUGUUAUAAAUAAAGUUUAUGAGUUGUAAAAUACUAACGAUGUCAUUUUAUCGUUUUAAUUAAAGUAUGUUGUUGCUAUUGGAAAAUGGUGGUACUUUUUAACUACUUUUUGUUUAUCGCAAAAUAAUAUUUAAAUACCUUCUUUGACUUGUUAACAAAAUUCUUCUUUGAUAUGGAGGCGAAAUUUAAAAACCAAAUAAAAUUCAUAUAAAAA